Messenger RNA from Caenorhabditis angaria, 1711 nucleotides. Lineage: Eukaryota; Metazoa; Nematoda; Chromadorea; Rhabditida; Rhabditidae. The record is from the annotation of a GenBank genome assembly.
AUGGUAAACUCUUUUCAAAUCGAGUUCAUCAACAGUCCACAUGGUGUCUAUUUUCAAGGCCAAACUAUUGAUGGAAGGGUGAUUUUUGACACCAAACAAAUUGAUAAGGUGAGGGUUUAGAUUCUGAUAAAUUAGAUAUAUUUUUUACAGUUUCAAGUUAAAAUUUCAGAAAUUUUUUGCCACGUGGCUGAGAAAAUUUUGGCAUAAAAAAUCAAAUUUUGAGAAUAUAAAAAAUGCACUGUUUCAGAAAAAUGAUAAGUCAUUUUUGAAUUCAUAUUUUCAAUUUCUUUAUGCACGAUACAGAAAAUUAGAAUUUUUGAAUUCUAAAUUGCAUGCCACGUGGCUUUGAAGCUUAAUUUAAAAGUGUUCACAUAAUCAAUAAUCAAUUUCGAAUUUUUCCGAUGAAUUCGGAUAGUUUUUGACACCAAAGAAGUUGAAGGUGAGUGUUUAGAUUCUGAUAAAUUAGAUAUAUUUUUUACAGUUUCAAAUUACAAUUUCAGGAAUUUUGUGGCUCUGAUUUUCAUGCCACGUGGCUUAGAUUUUUACUUGAAAAUCAAAUUUUCAAAAAAUUCACUGUUUCAAAAAAAUGAGAAACAAAUUUUUCAAAUUAAUAUUUUUGAAAUCAUAUGAAAAGGCUUUUGAUACCAAAUUUGCAGAUCCGUUCUCUGCAAAUCUACAUUCGUGGUUUUGCCAAAACUCGUUGGUCCAUAAGCACGAAAAAUCAUAAAUAUAAUGAACCCAAUUCCCAUACUAUUUCAUCGAAAAUCGAAUAUUUGGAAGCAUCUGACAAUGAGGCUAUUUUUUGGAAUUGUGUGGAUGAUUCAGAUGAAUUGCCACGUGGCACAAUGAUUUUCCCAUUCAAAUUUCAACUUCCGCUAAAUCUUCCGCCAAGUUUUGAGGGUUUUCACGGUCAUAUUCGAUAUAGUAUUCAUGUGGAAUUAGAUCGAGGUUGGAAUAGGAAAAAGAAGAUCAGAAAAUGUUUUUCGGGUGAGGAAUUGGGGUUGUUAUGACGUGGAUUUAUUGUACUAGAAGCUUUCCACGACAUAGAAAUCCGCAAGCUUGAUUUGAUUUUUCAGUUGUUCCAAUAUCGGAUCUGAAUCGUAUUCCCACUGCAAUCAAACCCAUCGAAAAAACAAUCUCAAGAAACUUCGGAUUUGGUGAAACAUGGCAAGAGAAUGGCCCAAUUUUCCUGACCGUAAUCGUACCGAAAACUGGAUUUGUGGCCGGUCAAUUGAUCCCAAUACAGAUUAGCAUCGAGAACAAUACCCAAAGAAAAAACUUGAAAAUUCGCGCAAAACUGCUGCAAAUCGCCACAUUCAAAGCUGACGAUUUCGAUAAUAUAACGCGAAUAAAACACAGUGAUCGAAAAAUCGCACAAGCUCGGAAACAACUCUAUUUCAAGUGGCCCGUUCUACGCGAUCGCAUAUAUCUACGUAUUCCGGCGUGCGUUCCAAGUUUCACAAAUUGUCCAAUUUUGAGUGUCGAAUAUUUUUUGUGCAUCAAAAUUGAUUUGAAAAAGGGUUCAUUGAAAUGUGAAUUUCCGAUUAUCAUUGGGACACUUCCAUUGGGUUUGACAGAAAAUCGAGUGCUUUGGCAUAUUCAUCCAAAGCCUGGAUUAUUUGGAGCAUUUGCGCCAACUUAUCCACGUGUCUACAGUUUUUUGUCAAUGAAUUGUACAUUUGAAACUACAACACUCCGCUUUUACACUUAG